CAACAUUUUUGGCAAAUCAAUAAACACAUUCGCUGAGAGCGAACGCGCUGCGCAAAAGUGAAAAUCCAAUCAACGAACGCAUAGAAAAAGCUAUGCCGCACAACAAUCAGCAGCAGCAGGGAUCGUCGCCGCCUGGCGAUGAUCCGCUGGGCCCGCCCAAGGCGGACUUUAGCGCACCGCCGCCCUAUGAGCCGGACGCACAGGGUCAGGGUGGCCAGGAACAGUUGGGCUUGGCGCCGCAGCUGCCCUCGCUGGCGCUGACCACACACCAUGUUGUCGGGGAGGGAGGUCAGCCGCAGAGCGAGCUGGUGCUGCCGCAAGAGCUGCACGGCAAGCUGCCCACCUAUGAGGAGGUGCAAAUGGAGAAGUCAUUGAACGGAGAGCUGCCGCCCGCAUUUCUGACAUUGCCAUCGACACAACAGUUGCCGCCGCCACCGAAUCCCUUGCUGCCGCUGCCGCCCAAUCCGCUGCGCGAUGGCCCGGCCGCCGUGCGCAGCAAUCAUCCGGCAUUGACGUUCAUUGCCAUCGAUGCGAGCGAUCCGGAGAACAGUUUGUCGACCACAGAUAAUUUACUGGGCACAGACAUUAUGUUCAUAACGGCCUUUAUGGUCGCAUUUCUGUUCAAUUGGAUUGGCUUUCUGAUGCUCACCUGUUUCUGUCAUACGAUUGCGGCACGUUAUGGUGCGCUGUCCGGCUUCGGACUGUCACUGGCCAAAUGGACGCUGAUUGUGAAGCACUCAACGGACUUGGCAUCGCACGAGAACUCUUGGCUCUGGUGGCUUAUCUGCGCCUUUGGCUUUCUGAUUGCCAUACGCGCGUUCAUACAGUAUGUGAGCAUUAAACGCUCCUGGCGCCUGCUCUCCGCAUCGGCCCAGGAGCGGCUGCUCUUCUUCUACUAGGUGCGGCCGCCGUCGCCGACGGCGGGUUAUGUAAAUACAUUAAGUAUGCGAGUAAUUUGAAUCGAUGAAGACACAACAAAUCCUUUCGUUUCGUUUGAUCCCAAAUAUGUAUUGCAAUCAAUGCGAACUUACUAAUUGGUUAGUGUUUCUGUAGUUACUAUGUUAAAUAGCGCAAGUUAAUCCAUAUAAAUCCCGUUAAAGUUAGCAUAUAAUAUUGUCAGCAUGUCCCAUGAGACGGGCACAGUUAUUGUGAGAGCCGGGCCGCAGAUCGCUUGGAUCGUCGUUUCGCUGCACCCUUUGGCUGUUUAUGGGCCAUCUAAUUGAUGUAUGUAACUUGUAUAUGUAAAUGUGUAUAGAUGUCUCACAGUAGUAUCUUCUAUUCUUUUAGUAGUGGACACUUUUCUGGUCCACUAGAAACGAAAACACACACACACACACACAAAACACGUAGAUAAAUGAUAUGCCACCAUA
This is a messenger RNA of Drosophila virilis, 1370 nucleotides long. It is a transcript of the gene Ndfip, whose product is annotated as Nedd4 family interacting protein. NCBI's taxonomy places the organism in Eukaryota, Metazoa, Arthropoda, Insecta, Diptera, Drosophilidae. Gene Ontology annotation, molecular function: WW domain binding. The record is from RefSeq and is a predicted model, not a curated record. Gene Ontology annotation, cellular component: perinuclear region of cytoplasm; endoplasmic reticulum; Golgi apparatus. Gene Ontology annotation, biological process: vacuolar transport; positive regulation of protein ubiquitination; metal ion transport.